Lates calcarifer (barramundi perch) is the source of this 1168-nucleotide messenger RNA. RefSeq names its product CXADR-like membrane protein. Gene Ontology annotation, cellular component: external side of plasma membrane. Gene Ontology annotation, biological process: T cell costimulation; positive regulation of T cell proliferation; negative regulation of T cell proliferation. The record is from RefSeq and is a predicted model, not a curated record. The transcript has 4 exons. Bases 137 to 520 code for a protein of 127 amino acids. Lineage: Eukaryota; Metazoa; Chordata; Actinopteri; Centropomidae.
AGUGGUCGCCAGCAGGUGGCAGCAGUGCGCGUCUCAACCGGAAACUCAAGAAGAAGAGGAAGCGAAAGUGGGAGAUGACUUUUAACUCGAUUUAAAAACAACGUUAAAACACGUCUGAGAGGUGUAAAGAACAAAGAUGAGACACUUCGGGAGAUUGAUCUGGAUCGUCAUUUAUGGCAUCAGUACAGUGAGCUGCCAGGUGAAAGUCGAGGGUUUUAUCAGUGACAGCGUCCUGCUGCCCUGCAUCUACAGAGAAGGCCCUCUACCUGACCAAUUCAACGUCCACUGGAGAGACAAAGACGACAAGAUCGUGCUGGACAUCAACAACAGAGUCCAGGACUUGACAACACAGGACCAGGUGUUCAAAGGUCGAGUGAGGAGUUUCCCUGAUGAGUACAAGGCGGGAAACUUCACUGUCGUCCUGGAGCAGGCCCGACAGUCAGACAGCGGUAUCUACGAGUGCCAUGUCCCUAAGGUGGACUUCCAGCGGAGAGUCCAACUGACCGUCGCAGGUUUGUAGUCCUGAUGACUUCACAGCUUCCUGACACAACUGAUCUACGACAAGAAUAAAUUAAAUGACAUGGUUUCAAUGUUUUGGUUGUUUAUCAGGUUAGUAACUAACCUAGUCUCAUGUUUAGCCCUAGCUUCACCACAGAGGCUUCACCACCUUCAACCUGGAGCCUCAUAUAACCUGAGCUCUGAGAACCUAUGAGUUUCAAGUUCUAGGUUCUUGUUUUGCAGCAGUACAACAUUUGCAGGUAGAUCAGUAUCGGCUCAACGCUGUAAAGUUUUAUUCCUUAGUUUACUGGCAGAUCAGUGGGGCAGCAAAAGCCUCAGGCUUUUAAUAACUCAAGGGCGCCCUCUGCUGGAUGAUGAACUACUGCAGACGCCCUGUUACACUGUAAAUUUAAAUGAAAUAAUUAAACCAUGUGUUUCAUUUAUUCCCCCAUGAGUGUCUGAAGUAAAAAUCUGGUUUUAUGUCAUGUCCCAAGCACAGACCAGAUACUUGGUGGAUACACCUGAGUUUCUGGGUCAUUAGAGUCCAGUGGUGGAGAUAACCUCUUUUAUUCUGCCUGUGUCUGCAAUGGUUUUUAAAGCCAGUCGAAUUACAAAGACUGAAAGACCCCAUUUGAUUCUGUGAGUCAAAACUUCACAAAACCACAUGUUG